Molecule: messenger RNA, 913 nt
Organism: Drosophila navojoa
Lineage: Eukaryota; Metazoa; Arthropoda; Insecta; Diptera; Drosophilidae
Gene: drm
Product: odd-skipped family member drumstick
Biological process (GO): embryo development; regulation of transcription by RNA polymerase II
Cellular component (GO): nucleus
Molecular function (GO): DNA-binding transcription factor activity, RNA polymerase II-specific; RNA polymerase II transcription regulatory region sequence-specific DNA binding
Source: RefSeq, a predicted model, not a curated record
AAAGGAGAGAAGAGGAAAAAAACCAACUUAAAGAGGAAAAAGAAAAAGCAUUGCCACACAUACAGCAAAUAACUGUUAUCUGCCAUAGCAAUAGAGAUAGCGAUUACGCUUUGAGUACCGUUAACAGCGUCAAGCAUUGCGCUCAUUGCAGACAGAGCAAAGCUCAAAGCUUUUCAAACACAACCCCACUCAGCGCAGCGCGAGCACUCACUCUGAGUGCAAGAGAUCGAGCACACACAGCCAGCCAGAGUGAGCGAGAGCGACACUGAGUGUUUGUGAGUGCAAGACAAAGAGAGAGCGAUUGCAAGAGAGCAGACGGCAGCAGAGAGCGAGUGUGUGUCGUCGGCAGCGACGCCAACUGAACGAAAAACUUCACCCACUGAUUGUGCGAGCACUGAGCGCGCGCGCGUCGCACGUAGGCAAAAAAAAAGAGGAAAAAAACAACGAAAAGAGGGGAAAAUAUAUCGUCUGUCAAAAUGUUUGCUGUAAUGCGAAUCGACAACGAUGACUGCCGGUCGGAUUUCCGUCGCAAGAUGCGUCCGAAGUGUGAGUUCAUUUGCAAGUAUUGCCAGCGGCGUUUCACCAAGCCCUACAAUCUGAUGAUACACGAGCGCACGCACAAAUCCCCAGAGAUAACAUAUUCCUGUGAGGUCUGUGGCAAGUACUUCAAGCAACGUGAUAAUCUGCGUCAGCACAGAUGUAGUCAGUGUGUUUGGCGAUAAGCUAAAAUAUCAUAAAUACAAUAUAUAUAAAUGAAAAAAAAAAAAAGAAAAAACGCAAAAAAAAAGAAACAACAACAAUACACAGCAAUAUAUAAUAUAUAUAUAUAUAUAUAUAAAACGCAAAGCAACAUCUGAUAUCUAAGCACCGCAGCACCAACAACAAACAACAACAAAUGCACGCAAUAUUACAA